CAUUUUUGAAAACUACAUAUUUAACGAAGGUGUUGCUUGGCCUUGGUCUAGAAACAGGUUUUCGAGCCAGCCAUGGAUUUAACAUUCAAACCUCAGAACGUUGACCUGUUGAGCACUACCGAUGACAUGCCGUGUCUAUAUGAAGGAAGGCUUAUACCCGUGAUUAUAUUUGAUAUUACAUAUGAUUAAGAGGGAUACUAGGAACUUUCAAAGCAAUUAAAGGAUAUUGGCCUACACUAUCUGGAUCCUCACUGAUUAAUGCUUUGGAUAUUGUCCUCUUCAACGCAAUGACACGGUUUAACGAAAAACACGAUACGACAUUAAACCCGAAUUGAAACACGGAAAAACGGGAAAACGGACUCAACGCUCCCAAUACAUCUAAUGGAACUGGGAUCUCUCUGAUAUUCCAAGCCAGGCAAAAUGUCUCUGUUUAAAAGAACCAGGAAGGCCUCUGAUACAGUACCAAUCGAUCCGGCAUCGACUGAUAGCCAACCGGGCCUUUUACAACGUAUCCGCAAUGGACUGCCACGCCUCACCACAAUCGUUACCAGACUAAAAGACAUUCAGAGAAGCAAAGGACUGGUUGCUUUCUGCUUUUUCCUGGCGGUGUACACAGACUGUUCGACUAUCAACCUCGUCCAAUCCUUGGCCCCAGCCGUACUAAAGAAGUUCUACUACACAAGAGAUUGCAAUUGCUCAGGAAGUUUCAAGAACUACAACAGCGGCACGGCGGUACAUACUCCAGUCAUUCCGCCAAACAAUCACCCCGCAAAACAUUUGAUCGGGGGCAAGGAAUAUCCUGCGUACUUCUGCCAAGAAAGAACACGAUAUGACUGCAUCACGGAGCCUGAGAUUAUGACACGAAAUGCUAUGAUGGUUGGGGCACUAGCUUCAAUUGGUCCUCUAGUGGAACUGGUACUUACACCUUUGGUGAAAUUCCUCUGUUUAAAAUUCGGCUACCAAUUUUUCCUACUCGGUGCUGGCAUUCUCCAAUUUGGCGGGAGCUGGCUUUUCAUGUUUGCAAAGGAGCAUAGCCAUCUGAUGAUAGCCAGGGGUGGAUUUCAAGGGACUGUGUCGACUAUUGUAUGCAUUGCGGGGCCCCUCAUGGUCGCUGAGACAUUUGGAGAGAGUGGGAAGAUGAAAGUACUAGGUCUUGUGUACGCAAUGGCGCAUCCACUGUCGGCGAUGACGAUCAGCCCUCCGGGGAACGGUGGUUUCCAGCUCGUGGGACCGUACAUACCCUUCGGGAUUGCAGCAGCAUUAGGCUUCGUCAGUCUACUUAUAAUUCUAACCGUUUUGACGGGGGAGAGAUUCAAAGGUCAUGGAGAUCAAGAACAUUACGAGGAGUUACAUGAUGAAGUACUUGACUGUGUUAGCGCCUUUUGGAAAUAUCAUGACCACAAAGGCAAAUCUCAUGGGCGGUCAUCAUCGAUUGAGGUUCAACAGGAAGCACUCCAUGAGAUAGGGGAUGAAAGUUCCUCAAACGGUAACAGUGAUGAUGAAACUUCGUAUCAGACAAAGCGAGGAAAACACGCAUUGGCGAAAGAUAGCUAUGCCGUGGCGAAAGCUACCAAUAAUACCACACCAAAACAGGCCAAGGGUAGCACUGAGGCGUUGACUUCAUUCCAUCACACGAAAUCAUAUGGAACCUACGAAGAAAAUAAAAGUGACAUUACCGAUGGUCAUCACAGCAAGAUACCCAACUCGAAUGAGAUUGUUGUGCCCAUAAAUGACAAGUCCAAGAAAGUCACAGCAGGAAAGUGGUGUGGUAACUGGGUCAUUCUAUCGGACAAGUACGUCCUGGUUGUAUUAGUAACGUCCUUCUUCGAGUGCGUCGCGGUGAGCUGCAUUGCUGCAACUUCGCCAAACUGGCUAAUCAACGUUGCUCUUGCCGAGCAGUACCAAGUAGGCGUGGUCUUCGGACUAUGCGGGGUCGUCCAGUUAAUUCUGAAUCUAACGGUUGGCAUGAUAGUGACCAAGGGUCGGUUAUGGUUUGUACUCUUCGCCUGUAUUCCUCUGCUCGCCGCAGCUCUGUUCAUCUAUCCCAAUUUGUCGUCAGUGUGGUGGGCUCUAAUCCCCGAGAUGUUUUACAGGUCAGCUGCAGGUAUCAUUUUCGGGAUAACUUCGAAAAUGCUGUCGAUACACUUAUCGAAAGAAUAUCGGGCCGAGAGUAAUGUGGUGGGUAUGGCGUGUUUUGCUGCUGUUACCACGUCUGGGUAUGCAUGCGGAGCCCUUACUGGUGGCAUCCUAAUAUUCUACGACGUGACGUUGAUCAACAUCUAUCUUCCACUUGGAGUAUUUAUGAUAGGGUGCACCGUAGGGCCCUAUUACAUGGUGGAAUACAACGUGUAAUCCAACGAUAGUUUUGUAUGUACAUGUAUGACCACAUAGGAAUAAAUAUAUUCUUGCCAUACUACGCAUUUCUUCCGACGUCAUGUUUGUAAAAGGAUGUUGUCUGCUAGCGUUAUAAAACGUGCAUACUGAGGCGGAUUUUAUGAACCAUCCCAUUGGCAGGCAAAGACUUACGCUUUCUGUGUUUUGCCAAGCUGGAAACCACUAUUCAUGGUAUAACAAUGAAAAACUUUAAUUAAAGCCACAAGCCAUGGGGAAUAAGAAAGAUAUCGCUCGAUUGCGGGUAAAAUUGGUAAUCGCUGGGUAUAACUAUUCA
Molecule: messenger RNA, 2668 nt
Organism: Lineus longissimus
Lineage: Eukaryota; Metazoa; Nemertea; Pilidiophora; Heteronemertea; Lineidae
Exons: 3
Coding region: 421-2352 (643 amino acids)
Biological process (GO): transmembrane transport
Molecular function (GO): transmembrane transporter activity
Source: RefSeq, a predicted model, not a curated record